GGCCAGGGUGGGCCUGCCUGGGGAUAGAUCGCAGCAUUUUAAAAGCCUCCAUUGACAACGCAGGUGUCCCCCUGGGCUUCAGUGGCGUCUUGGUGGGACUUCAGUGGACGAAGCCAGUCCAGCUCUGGCAUGAAUAACUAAAGAGAAGUUCACUCUCUCCUGAUGUUCCCCAGUCGUGAGAGGUCAGCAUCCUUCAUCCCUGUUCCCACAGCUUUCCAGAGUUUAUGACUACUGUGCCUGCAGCAUCAUGGCCACGUGCCUGUUCCUCCUGGGCCUUUUCCUGCUGCUGCCACGACCUGUCCCUGCUCCCUGCUACACUGCCACUCGGUCAGAAUGCAAGCAGAAGCACAAGUUCGUGCCAGGUGUAUGGAUGGCUGGGGAAGGCAUGGAUGUGACUACCCUCCGCCGCUCCGGCUCCUUCCCAGUGAACACACAGAGGUUCCUGAGGCCUGACCGCACCUGCACCCUCUGUAAAAACUCCCUAAUGAGAGACGCCACACAGCGCCUACCUGUGGCAAUCACCCACUGGCGGCCUCACAGCUCACACUGCCAGCGUAAUGUGGCCGCAGCCAAGGUCCACUCCACGGAGGGUGUGGCCCGGGAGGCAGCUGCUAAUAUCAAUAACGACUGGCGUGUGGGGCUGGAUGUGAACCCUAGGCCAGAGGCAAACAUGCGCGCCUCCGUGGCUGGCUCCCACUCCAAGGUAGCCAAUUUUGCAGCUGAGAAGACCUAUCAGGACCAGUACAACUUUAAUAGCGACACAGUAGAGUGUCGCAUGUACAGUUUUCGCCUGGUACAAAAACCUCCACUCCACCUUGACUUCAAAAAGGCGCUCAGAGCCCUCCCCCGCAACUUUAACAGCUCCACAGAGCAUGCUUACCACAGGCUCAUCUCCUCCUAUGGCACGCACUUUAUCACGGCUGUGGACCUCGGUGGCCGCAUCUCGGUCCUUACAGCCCUGCGUACCUGUCAGCUGACCCUGAAUGGGCUCACAGCUGAUGAGGUAGGAGACUGCCUGAACGUGGAGGCCCAGGUCAGCAUCGGUGCCCAAGCCAGCGUCUCCAGUGAAUACAAAGCUUGUGAGGAGAAGAAGAAACAGCACAAAAUGGCCACCUCUUUCCACCAGACCUACCGUGAGCGUCACGUCGAAGUACUUGGUGGCCCUCUGGACUCCACGCAUGAUCUGCUCUUCGGGAACCAAGCUACACCAGAGCAGUUCUCAACCUGGACAGCCUCACUGCCCAGCAACCCUGGUCUGGUGGACUACAGCCUGGAGCCCCUGCACACAUUACUGGAAGAACAGAACCCGAAGCGGGAGGCUCUGAGACAGGCUAUCAGCCAUUAUAUAAUGAGCAGAGCCCGGUGGCAGAACUGUAGCAGGCCCUGCAGGUCAGGCCAGCAUAAGAGUAGCCAUGAUUCAUGCCAGUGUGAGUGCCAGGAUUCAAAGGUCACCAACCAGGACUGCUGCCCACGACAGAGGGGCUUGGCCCAUUUGGUGGUAAGCAAUUUCCGGGCAGAACAUCUGUGGGGAGACUACACCACAGCUACUGAUGCCUACCUAAAGGUCUUCUUUGGUGGCCAGGAGUUCAGGACCGGUGUCGUGUGGAACAAUAACAAUCCCCGGUGGACUGACAAGAUGGACUUUGAGAAUGUGCUCCUGUCCACAGGGGGACCCCUCAGGGUGCAGGUCUGGGAUGCCGACUACGGCUGGGAUGAUGACCUUCUUGGUUCUUGUGACAGGUCUCCCCACUCUGGUUUCCAUGAGGUGACAUGUGAGCUAAACCACGGCAGGGUGAAAUUCUCCUACCAUGCCAAGUGUCUGCCCCAUCUCACUGGAGGGACCUGCCUGGAGUAUGCCCCCCAGGGGCUUCUGGGAGAUCCUCCAGGAAACCGCAGUGGGGCUGUGUGGUAACAUAAUAACAACAAUAACAUGCCUGAGAGCUGGGUGUAGUAGCACACGCCUUUAAUCCCAGCAUUUGGGAGGCAGAGACAGGUGGAUAUCUAUGAGUUCGAGGCCAGCCUGGGUCUACAGGGUCUCAAAAAAAAAAAGCAAACAACAAAACUGGAAUGUUCAACUGGCUUCUCCCUGGGGAUCUGCAAUGGCUUACUAUGCAUAGAGAGGCCACUAGAGUGGCUGAGUUUUUACAAUAGAGCAUCCCUGACUUUCCCUUCCACACUGCCUCAGCCCUGCAAUGCCCGAAAGCUUGGCAACUACUGCCACGAAGCGUAAACAUGGGCCAGGAGCCCAGCGGAAGGCCAGACGGUCUCCACCCAGCUUUAAAUCCCUUCUCCCUGGCAUAGCAAGAUCAUCUGUUAGAGACAAUUCCUGGGUCCCGAUUCCUGGGUACCUUUUGUCCCUCAUUCUGCUCCUGAUGAGUGAAGGCCUGUGUCACCAAGCACAUGGCUUGACAGAGGGCUAUAAAUAUGAUGUAAUGGUAAGCAUGCUGGUGGCCUGGUGACAGAGAAAAGGGGACAAAUGAUGCUCCAGAGAUAGAUUUUUAUGUUCAACAACCCAGUUUUAUAAAAUGGCCAGUCUGUAAGUGAACUGUUACUGUAAGUGAACUACUUUUUCUAAUUCUGCUAGUAAUGUGGGACUGCAAUCCCUUACGCUCUGAGUCAAGAAACAGUAGCAUAAAUGUGGCAAUAAAUAAUGAUAGGCAUUUGGUU
Mus musculus (house mouse) is the source of this 2667-nucleotide messenger RNA. RefSeq names its product perforin 1 (pore forming protein) (gene Prf1). Gene Ontology annotation, molecular function: identical protein binding; calcium ion binding; wide pore channel activity. Gene Ontology annotation, cellular component: endosome lumen; plasma membrane; cytolytic granule. The transcript is spliced from 3 exons. The record is from RefSeq and is a predicted model, not a curated record. Lineage: Eukaryota; Metazoa; Chordata; Mammalia; Rodentia; Muridae. Gene Ontology annotation, biological process: immunological synapse formation; protein transmembrane transport; granzyme-mediated programmed cell death signaling pathway. The coding region runs from base 248 to 1912 and encodes 554 amino acids.